Molecule: messenger RNA, 3393 nt
Organism: Grus americana (Whooping crane)
Lineage: Eukaryota; Metazoa; Chordata; Aves; Gruiformes; Gruidae
Product: fibrinogen-like protein 1
Exons: 9
Coding region: 288-1301 (337 amino acids)
Source: RefSeq, a predicted model, not a curated record
GGCGUUACAGCUGUGCUGUGCUUUCACAUAUAAACCAGAUUAAACAGUCAAAGGAAUGCUGAACGGGAAAGCUGUGUUAUUUCCACCUUGCAGGACUUACUGAAAUGAGCCUGGCUGUAUUAAAUGUGAGAUAAAACUCCCACAGGGAGCAUUAGUCUGAGUGAUUCAUAUAAACACUAAAAGAAGUCAGUCUUGGUUGAGCUUCCUGGUCAAAUAAGUUGACUUUUCUGGGAGAUAAUCUUAUCAGGAGGAGGUCUGAAGGGAAGGCAAGUUACAGGUGAUAAGAAAUGAGUGUGAUGAUGCCGUGGUUGCUGCUGCUUCUUCUCCUGGUCAGCUUCGGCUCACCUGCACCCAGGUUUUCGGAAAAGGAUAUCUGCCUCCUAGACAACAAUAAAUUAAGACAAAGGUUAAAACUGCUUCAAGAUUUGCUUUACUUAUAUGAGCUGCAACUGAAGGACAUCCUGGAGAACAAUUACCAUAGAACAAAAAGUGGGCUGUUCUCAGGCAACAGGAGCAUGCAGCAUGAGAUGCUUUUACCCACAACCAGUGGAAAUUUGAUAGUCUAUGACCAAGAUUGCUCCACAUUGUUUAAUCGGAAGAAGACCGAAAACGGCUACUACCGGAUCAGGCCCCGAGCAGACCGAGAGCCUUUCCUGGCAUACUGUGACAUGUCUGAUGGCGGGGGUUGGACUGUCAUUCAGCGGCGGAGUAACGGCAAGGAGAAUUUCAACAGGAAAUGGGAUGAUUACAGAUCGGGAUUUGGGAAAUUCCAGGGCAGGAAUGAUGAAUACUGGCUGGGCAAUGACCACAUCUAUGACCUGCUCGCUAGAGGAGAGAACUCAUUAAAGAUUGAUCUGAUGGACUGGCAUGGGGAAAGACGUUACGCAGUCUAUGAAAAUUUCCGGCUUGCAAAUGAGCAGGACAAUUACAGGUUAUGGUUUGGCACCUAUUCUGGUAACGCUGGCGAUGCUCUGUCUGGUGGCAGCAAUUUUGAAGAUCAGUGGUCAGCCUCUCACAGAGGGAUGCAGUUCACCACAUCUGACAAGGAUCAUGAUCGAUUCCUGGCAGGCAACUGUGCAUUAGAGAACAAGGGCGGUUGGUGGUUUAACAGGUGCCAUGCCGUAAACCUCAAUGGACGAUACUACAGAACAGGGAGGUACAAUGGAUCCCACGACAAUGGCUUGGUUUGGUCUACAUGGCAUGGGACGUGGUACUCACUAAAAUACUCGGCCAUGAAAAUCAGGGCUCCGUUCUUUGUUGACAGUGAGAGCGGAGAUGGUGAGAACAGUCAGGGCAGAUGAAACCUGCUGCUUUGGAAAUUAAAAAAAGUACAGGCUGAAAAGAAUCAUGUAAAUUAACAGCCAGCCCUCUGCUGCUGCCAGUCGCCAAACCAGCACUGUGAUAACUGGAGUUGCACCUGUUUCUGCUAGCUGAAGCUAACGCCACGAGUUGUUUGAGCACAGCCAGCCAACAAUUCAAUGGAAAACAUAUGGAUCUCUGUCAUGGAAUAACCACAGUUUCCUUUUUCAGCAAUUUUCAGGACUUCAUUGGAGAGUGUUUACAAAAAGCUCUCUGGACUUUGAAUGGAAUCAUAGAAUCAUAGAAUGUCCUGAGUUGGAAGGGACCCAUAAGGAUCAUGAGUCCAACUCCUGGCUCCACACAGGACCGGCCGAAUCAGAGCAUAUGACUGAGAGCGUUGUCCAGAUGCUUCUUGAACUCAGUCAAGCUCAGUGCUGUGACCACUUCCCUGGGGAGCCUGUUCCAGUGCCCGACCACCCUCUCAGUGAAGAACCUUUUCCUGAUAUCCAGCCUAAACCUCCCCCAUCGCAGCUUCAUGCCGUUCCCAUGGGUUCUAUCACUGGUCACCAGAGGGAGGAGAUCAGCGCCUGCCCCUUCGCUCCCCCUCAUGAGGAAGCUGUAGGCCGCGAUGAGGUCUCCCCUCAGUCUCCUCUUCUCUAGGCUGAACAAACCAAGGGACUUCAGCCUCUCCUCAUACGUCUUCCCCUCUAGACCCUUCACCAUCUUUGUUGUCCUCCUUUGGACACUCUCCAAUGGUUUUAUGUCCUUUUUGUACUGUGGAGCCCAAAACUGCACACAGUACUCGAGGUGAGGCCGCACCAGCGCAGUGUGGAGUGGGACAAUCACUUCCCUAGACUGGCUAGCAAUGCCGUGCUCGAUGCACCCCAGGAUACCGCUGGCCUUCCUGGCAGCCUGGGCGCACUGUUGACUCAUGUUCAACUUGCUGUCGACCAAGACCCCCAAGUCCCUUUCAGCAUGGCUGGUCUCCAGCGUCUCAUGGCCCAGUCUGUACGUAUAGCCAGGGUUGCCCCUUCCCAGGUGCAGAAUCCGGCACUUGCCCUUGUUAAACCUCAUGCGGUUGGUGAUUGCCCAGUUCUCCAAUCUGUCCAGAUCUCUCUGCAAGGCCUCUCCACCCUCGACAGAAUCAACAGCUCCUCCCAAUUUGGUGUCAUCUGCAAACUUGCUCAUGACAAUGAUCAAGCAUGUGCUUUUAUCUAUCUGUACUCUUCACAGGCUAAAUUUUUCUCAUCUUGAUUUUAACCAUCAGUGGUUCAGGUAGGAGAACUUAAGAACAGAAACAACAAGGUGAUGGGGAAUUGGACUUCAUCUGAUGUGCCUUUGUCAGUGCUUUGUUCUGGAUCAGGAGAAUGUUUUUAAGCAACUCUCCCUCUGGUCCCCAAUUGCCACGCUUCAGUUGCAGAAUGCUCCUGAGUGUGUGAAACCAAACCAGUGGAUGGACGUGCUCCAACUGCUAAUGUGCAUCCAGACCGAGGCAGCUUCAAAGUAAACCCCUCAACACGGACAGCGCGGACGCUGGGUUUCAUUGCCAACAGCUUCCUGCUGCAGAUCCACUUCUACAGCACAUCGCAACACAUUAAUGCAGACAACGCUGCCCACCAGACUUAAGCCCCAGAUUAAAAAUAGGCAGAUUUUACUAAAUUUAAGAUGAGCACAGAUAUUCUUAGGAGUUCAUAAAACGCAGUCAUGAUUCAUUUGUACAGUCUCAUGUAAUCUACCAGAUGACUUUGAGUUAGUGAAGGGCAAUCAGAAAGUGGAAAGUGAUUGAACCAUGAGGCACACUGCUUUCAUUGUCUCACUGGAGUGAAACGAGAGCAACACAAAUGACUGAAAGAAAUGGAAUACUGAAAAUUUAUUUUCCACAAGUUGUUAAUAACAACAGUUAAAAAUGAACAGUAAUAUGAGCUUCAUGCAAAUCACUUAACUACCAUGUUGUAGAGUGAGACUAUUUUAUUUCUGAAUUACAAUAAUUUUUAAAAAUGGUAGUUCUUUUCCAUUUAUUUGCUUUUAGAUCUAUACAUAUUGUAAUUUGCUUUAUAUAUCUAUAAAGAGUGAAAUAAAACCAUCUGAGUCGGA